Messenger RNA from Pseudogymnoascus destructans, 375 nucleotides. It is a transcript of the gene RPC11, whose product is annotated as RNA polymerase III C11 subunit. Lineage: Eukaryota; Fungi; Ascomycota; Leotiomycetes; Thelebolales; Thelebolaceae. Gene Ontology annotation, cellular component: RNA polymerase III complex. The record is from RefSeq and is a predicted model, not a curated record. The transcript has 3 exons. Gene Ontology annotation, biological process: termination of RNA polymerase III transcription; DNA-templated transcription. Gene Ontology annotation, molecular function: DNA-directed RNA polymerase activity; zinc ion binding; nucleic acid binding. The coding region runs from base 1 to 375 and encodes 124 amino acids.
AUGCUGCUAUUUUGCCCCAACUGCUGCAAUGUUCUCACGGUCUCGCCAGUUCCGCCCUUAGCUGGUAACUCGGACGACGACCCAGCUGCUGCCGCCGUAGGCCAAAACCGACUCGAGUGCAGGACAUGCCCAUACCAGUACCUCCUCACGAAGCGGUACUUUGAGCGCAAGACCUUCACCCGCACCGAGCGCGAGGAUGUGUUCGGUGGACCAGGCGCGUGGGACGAUGCACAGAAGGCCGAAGUACAGUGUCCUAGGGAAGGCUGCGAUUCCAACGAAGCCGCUUUCUUCCAGGUCCAGAUCAGAAGUGCGGAUGAGCCUAUGACGAGCUUUUACAAGUGCAUGACCUGCAAUAACAGAUGGAGAGAGAAUUAA